AAAUGUUCCAGAAGACCAAGCAGACAAGUUGCUCCUGGCAAGCUGGGGUCUGCCCAAAGCAGUUCUGGAGAAAUACCACCGCCUGGGAGUAGUACAGAUGUUUGAAUGGCAAGCAGAAUGCCUAAUGCUUGGACAGGUUCUGGAAGGGAAGAACUUGGUUUACUCAGCUCCUACCAGUGCUGGAAAGACUCUUGUUGCAGAGCUGCUUAUUUUGAAGCGAGUCCUGGAGACUCGUAAGAAAGCACUUCUCAUCCUUCCCUUUGUCUCUGUGGCCAAGGAGAAAAAAAGUUACCUGCAGACCCUGUUUCAGGAGGUGGACGUGAGAGUUGAAGGCUAUAUGGGAAGCAUGUCUCCUGCUGGACGUUUUUCUGACAUGGAUGUUGCUGUCUGCACCAUUGAGAAAGCCAAUGGUCUAAUCAAUAGACUAAUAGAAGAAAACAAAAUGGACUCACUGGGAGUGGUGGUUGUGGAUGAGUUGCACAUGCUGGGAGACUCUCAUCGAGGAUAUCUGCUGGAACUGCUUCUGACCAAAGUCAGAUAUGUUACAGAGAAGGUUGCAAACCAACAGAUGAAGAUGACCAGUCCUGGUUUUGGUGGGAUACAGAUAGUAGGCAUGAGUGCUACCCUGCCUAACCUGGGACUCCUAGCCUCCUGGUUAGAUGCAGAGCUAUACUGUACAGAUUUUCGACCUGUGCCCCUCAAAGAGUGGGUGAAAAUUGGCAGCAACAUUUAUGACUCCUCCAUGAAUUUAGUGCGAGAAUUCCAGCCCAAGCUUCAGCUGAAGGGAGAUGAAGACCAUGUUGUGAGCCUGUGUUAUGAGACUGUUUGUGAUGGCCAUUCAGUCCUGCUUUUCUGUCCAUCCAAGAACUGGUGUGAGAAGCUGGCAGACAUCAUUGCCAGGGAAUUCUACAGUUUGCAACAGGCAGAGAGUUCUUCAAAAAACCCAGCCCUUGCCCCAGUUGUUGUGGACAGGGAAGGGAUAGAUGAGGUCAUGGAUCAGCUAAAGCGUUCUGUCUCAGGCCUGGACUCUGUGCUCCAACGUACUUUGCCAUGGGGAGUAGCAUUUCAUCAUGCAGGUCUUACUUUUGAUGAACGGGGCAUCAUUGAAGGAGCCUUUCGCCAGGGCUUGGUUAGAGUCCUAGCAGCAACCUCCACGCUCUCAUCUGGAGUCAAUCUGCCUGCACGCCGAGUAAUUAUACGAACUCCCAUGUUUGGUGGCAAACUGCUGGACAUUCUCACUUACAAGCAGAUGGCUGGAAGGGCUGGCAGGAAAGGAGUAGACACAGAGGGUGAGAGCAUUUUAGUUUGCAAGCCCUCAGAAAGAUCAAAAGGCACUGCUCUGCUUCAGGGAUCUCUCAAGCCUGUUUGCAGCUGUUUGCUUAGAAGAGAAGGGGAAGGAGUUGCUUCUAGCAUGAAGAGAGCUAUACUUGAGAUCAUAGUGGGGGGAGUGGCCAACACUCCAGAUGAUGUGCAGACCUACGCUUCUUGUACUCUUCUUGCAUCCAGCUUGAGAGAAAGCAAGUGUGGAGAUGAGAAGGCACAAGACAAAACACAGACUGGACCUAUUGAGGCUUGUGUGAUGUGGUUGCUGGAAAACGAAUUCAUUCAGGUUCUAGACUCUGGCAAUGAUGUGAAAGCAAAGGUAUAUCAUCCAACACAUCUUGGCUCAGCUACUCUUUCCUCUUCUCUUUCACCAACUGAAGCCAUGGAAAUCUUUGCUGAUCUGCAGCGAGCUAUGAAAAGCUUUGUUCUGGAGAAUGAUCUGCAUAUUGUCUAUUUGGUCACCCCAGUGUAUGAAGAGUGGACCACAAUUGAUUGGUACCAGUUUUUCUGCUUAUGGGAGAAGCUACCUGCCUCAAUGAAACGUGUGGCUGAGCUGGUGGGGAUUGAAGAAGGCUUUUUGGCUCGUUCUGUGAAAGGCAAAAUCAUAGCUAAAACAGAGAAACAGCACAGACAAAUGGCCAUCCACAAAAGGUUUUUCACCAGUCUUGCCCUUCUGGAUUUAAUCAGUGAGGUUCCCUUAAAGGAUAUGACCAAGAAAUACGGCUGUAGCCGUGGCCAGCUUCAAUCCUUGCAGCAAUCUGCUGCCACCUAUGCAGGAAUGGUAACAGUUUUCUGUAAUCGACUGGGCUGGCACAACAUGGAGUUGUUGCUUUCUCAGUUCCAGAGCCGCCUCACUUUUGGGGUUCAGAGGGAGCUUUGUGACCUGGUCCGAGUGUCUCUGCUGAAUGCACAGAGUGCUAGGAUGCUUUACAACGCUGGCUUUAUCACAGUGGCUGAUCUUGCUAAAGCCAGUCCUGAUGAUGUGGCAACUGCUCUGAAGAAUUCAGUCCCAUUCAAAAGCGUUCGUAGGGCUGUGGAUGAAGACGAAGAAUCAGCAGAAGAGCGUCGGGCAGUGCGCAGCAUCUGGAUGGCCGGAAUGAAGGGCUUAACUGAAAGAGAAGCAACUUGCCUCAUUGUGGAGGAAGCCAGGGGACUUCUCCAGCAGGAUUUGGCACUGAUGGGAGUACACUGGAACCCAGAGUCUUUUCUUGAGUCUGAUACAUCCUCUGUGAUCAGCAGUGAGUCAGAACUGGAAGAGAGACUAUGUAGAUCAAAUGGAGAACAGUCUUCCGAGUCUUCUAGGGUGUUAAACAAAAAAGAAUGCCAAGUUCAACCUCAUAAUGGCUUUGCUUCUCAGACUGGAAACUUACCAAGUAUUAAAAAGGCAUAUAAAAGGCGACUAAGCAGUAGUACAGAAAACUCCAGAUUUGAGAGUGAAGUCCCAGGCAGCAGACAGACUCGAACAGAGGAGGGCAAUGAUGAUACUGUGUACAAUGCUAGAAAACGGCUUAAUAUCUGCAGAGACAACGAAGACAUUUCUCUGCUCAAAACCAAGACGGAUUCCAGGAGAGCAGUUCCAGAACUCUGUACUGAAAGAGGAAAAACACCAACAUUGAGAACAAAAUCUUCAGCCUCUAGAUUGAUAAAAAGUACAGAUAUGCAUUUAAACCGGAGUAGGAACAAAAAUACAGCUUCAAAACUGCAGAGGUCACUUUUUGAAGAUUCAAAACCACUUAGCAUAAACAAACAAAAGCAGCCUGCUUUCCAGACCACCUGCUCUAAAGGGUCUGUAACUCAUCAAGUCUCAAAUUCUGCACAGAUGGGGGAAAUUAAUCUUGGGAGGAAAGGUAAAAUGGAAGGAUUGUUUACAGAGCCUACCACCACUAAUGAAGGCACAUCUAAGGGGAGAGCAUGUUUUCAGGUGCCUGUUACAUUGCAGGGUACUCCACACAUUGAUGUGGAGACACAUAAUAUUGUAGAAAGUCUAGCCAUAUCUGCUAGUGCUGGGACACAUAGAAAUGAAAAUACCAGUGAUAAGCAGAAUAAAAUUAAUAAAAUGCAAACAGAUGCAAGCUGUGCUGAGGUGAUGAUUACUAAGCAGCAAAUGGCUUUAGAUGCGGAUCACCAUAACAUAACUGCCAGCUCCUCUGGAAAUGGACACGUCUGUAGUGGCAGCAGGAUACAGAAACCUGUGUGGUUUUGCCUUGGUGAGGAUAAAUCCUGUCAUAUUCAGAUUCAGAAUGGUGGCAAAACUGGGAGUGAAAAGCCCAAUGGACUAUUGUUAGAAGCUAGAGCACUGCAGAAAGCCAACAGUCAUCCUCAGGGUUUUCUGAAAAACUCUCUAGUAAAAUCCAGAGAUGUUUGCAAUGCAGGUGAUGUUCCGACUUGUACAUCCUCUCAUCUCUUUUCUGAUUCUAGAGGCUUUGAAGACAGCUUCCAGUUGGAUACUCAAACUGAGAUGAUAAUAAAACAGGAGGGAGCAGCUGGAAUCAGAGGACAGCAGGGAAUAGAAGGUUCAGAGCUGUCAGUGAUACCACAGCAGGAAAUACCCAAGAAACUAAGCACUUCACAGACUGAGAAUGCUACUGAUGAAAGGCUGGAUGCAACAGUUAGGAAACUGAGAUUAUCAAAUCUUAUCACAACAAAUAACAUUAUCAAAACCACAGCUCAGCACUGCAGUGAUGAAAUUUUAGAGUCUGGAGGCCUUAAUCUACAGCCCUUAACAAAGGAAACAGAAUCUGGACCUUGCCUUAAAGAAAGCGAUUUCUCAGUGACUGACUCCCAGCUACACAGUUUUCUACAAGAUUACCAGACCCAAAAUACAGCAAAAGGGGAGACUGCAUCUAGAGACCUUAAUAAAUCAACCUCCCCUUUGGGUAGGGCACAUAUUGUACAAGUAGAAUGCCACCCAGUCCCUGAAACAAGCCUGAAUAUGAGUGAUAGCUUAUUGUUUGAUGAUAGCUUCAGUAAUGUCAGCGAUGUUUCACCUGUUCACAUCAUGGAAGCUGACAGAAAGGAACCUAUGGAGAAGCAAGGGAUUUUGCUUCCUCCAGAAGGUCUUCUGCAGAACCUAAGGCCUGUUCAGAGUAUGCCUCUUGAUGUCAGAGGCAAUCAGAAAGAGCAUGAGGACCCUGUGCAGUGUAAUAAUGUUUCUCUAGCAUUCUCUGAUCUAAUAGCUGAAGUUUUAGACCAUGCAAACUCCCCAUCUAUUCUGGAAGAUCUUCCUUCUACAUUUCAUGGUCAGUUGGGAUUACGAAACUCAGUGUUUUGUAACAACGACCCCAGACCAAAGGAUUUAGUAGGAGAUGAAGGUGAAAAGCUCCAGAGAAGCCAGCAAGCUCUGAACAAGAAAGCCCGUCCACUGGUAUGGACUGACCGCUCAUUUGAACUAAGCCCAGGAUUGCAGGAUGUAUUAGACAAAUGGCCCAGUCCCUCAGGCAUUGAACCAGUUCCUGUAAGCUCCUCUUUGAAAGAAAAGUUGGUUGCUCCUAUUAUUAAUCAAGAGCCAGAUCCAGUUUUUGAAUCUGACUGUUGUCAGCCAGAGCCUUUGCCCACUUGCCAGGAUUUACAAAGCUAUUUCAGGGCUAAGGAAAACAAAAUGGAAGACUUGGAUGUUCAGAAAACAGGCUGCAUAACACUUCCACUCAAGGGAAGCAGCAAAACAUCCUGUCCUCCACUGUGCAGUAAUAACAUGUUUAUUCCUCCAACGCCUCCCCAAGAGCUUUUUCCUAGGAGUUCUGCUUUCUCUGUGAAAUCUGCAAGGAAGAGACAAGUCACCUGCAUCAAUGAAGGGCAGCUGAUUCAGCCACAGCAGAACAGCGAGGGUGAUGCAGAGCAGUGGGUAAAACCCGUCCAAGGCACUCUUGGGAUUGUAGGCCCAGUUGAGACUGAUGAGACAAAAGAUGAUUCCACUAUAGACCAAGACUUUUCACUGCAGCUAUCUCAGGAUGUUUUUCCACUUGUUCCAUUAAGUGCUGAAAGUUUCACUAUUAUUGAUGUAGCAAGUGACAAAGCACUUUUUCAGACUUUUCUUGCAGAGUGGAAGGAGAAAAGCAGAUUCUCCAUCUCGGUGGCAUGCGAAAGGACAAAAUGCCUUUUGUCUCCCAAAUCAACAAUCGGUGGCAAGUUCAAAAAAGUAAGUUCUCAGGGGAUGCAAGUUAAAGAUGACGGCUUUCCUGUUCAUGGCUGCGAAGACAUCUUGGUAGUUGGACUGGCAGUAUGUUGGGGUGGAAAAGAUGCCUACUAUAUAUCUUUGCAGCAGAUACAAGACCAGACUGAAAUCAGCAUGAGUUUGGCACCACCACCUUUGGACAAAAACCUGCCUAUAACAGAGAGACUGUAUCAUCUGCAGCUGCACCUGCAGAAGAAGCCCAAGCAGGAGCGCUCACUUGUCAUGUAUGACUUCAUUCAGCACUACAAGACUCUGUUGAUGGCUUGUGGAAUCUCCUUGGAAGGAAAUUUUGAGGACCCAAAGGUUGCCUGUUGGCUGCUAGAUUCUGACUCCAAGGAACGUACACUCCACAACAUGGUGACCAACUUUCUCCUCAAUGAGCUGCCACUUCUGGAAGGGGUAGGCACUGGCCAAGGGGUGCAGAGCCUGGGGCUCAGUGCCAGCAGGGAUCAUUCUGGGCGGUACAGAGCAGCGAUAGAGUCCGUGCUCGUCUUCAAUGUCAUGAACCAACUCCAUAAUGAAUUGCAGAAGGAAAAUCUGACAGAUGUAUUUUCUAAAGUGGAGAUGCCCACCCAUUAUUGCUUGGCUCUGCUUGAGCUGAAUGGCAUUGGUUUUAGCACGACAGCCUACGAAACCCAGAAACAGGUCAUGCAAGCUAAGCUGAGUGAGAUUGAGACCAAGGCAUAUCAGCUGGCAGGCCACAGCUUUUCUUUGACCAGCCCUGAUGACAUUGCAGAGGUUUUGUUCCUGGAACUGAAGUUACCACAAAAUGGAGAUGUGAACGUUCAAGGGAACAAGAAAACUCUGGGUUACACCAGAAGAUCAAAUGCUAAAGGAAACAGAGUUAGGCUGAGCAAGCAGUUUAGUACAACCAAGGAUGUUUUGGAGAAGUUAAAGGCACUUCACCCAUUGCCAGGGCUGAUACUGGAGUGGAGGAGGAUCAACAAUGCCAUUACUAAAGUGGUGUUUCCACUACAGAGGGAAAAGCGAUUGAAUUCUGCACUGGGAAUGGAAAGGGUGUAUCCAGUGUCACAGACUCACACAGCUACAGGUCGAAUAACCUUCACAGAGCCAAAUAUCCAGAACGUGCCAAGAGAUUUUGAGAUUGAAAUGCCAACUGUGAUUGAAGAAAGCCCACCCCCCCGCGCCCAUGGAAACGUUAAUUCUCGUGCUGUUUCUGGGGGCAGAUGUAGAAAGCCUUCCAGUAUUUUGCUUAAUGGCCUAAAGGUUCAGGCUGAAGACAGAUCCAAAGAAAGAGGAGUACCAUUUUCUGUUAGCAUGAGGCACGCUUUUGUUCCCUUCCCAGGUGGGUUAAUCUUGGCUGCUGAUUACUCUCAACUUGAACUGAGGAUCCUUGCUCAUUUGUCUCGUGACUGUCGACUCAUUCAAGCCUUGAAUGGGGGUACUGAUGUCUUUAAGAGCAUUGCAGCAGAAUGGAAAAUGGUUAAUCCUGAAAAUGUUGGAGAAAGGACCAGGCAACAAGCUAAACAGAUUUGCUAUGGAAUCAUCUAUGGAAUUGGAGCAAAAUCAUUAGGCGAGCAGAUGGAGAUUGAUGAAAAUGAAGCUGCCAAUUACAUUGAAUCCUUCAAAUCAAGAUACACAGGGAUUCAGAAAUUCCUGAGGGAGACAGUAAGGAGCUGCAGAAAAGACGGGUUUGUGCAGACCAUCCUGGGAAGACGGAGAUACCUGCCAGCUAUCAAUGAUCCAAACCCCUACAGUAAAGCACAUGCAGAGCGACAGGCUGUGAACACAACCGUUCAGGGAUCUGCUGCAGACAUUGUGAAAACAGCCACUGUGAACAUUCAGAGAUGCCUGGAAGCUUUCUCCUCUGUGAUCAAGUCCCAUGGACAUCUGGAGAGCUCCUUCCAGAGAGAUAAGGCUGGAACGUUAGUGAGGAAGAGAAACAGAGGGAUGUUACGUCCCACCAGUGGAGGUUUCUUUAUCCUCCAACUCCAUGAUGAGCUCCUCUAUGAAGUUGCAGAGAAUGAUGUCAUCCAGGUUGCUCAGAUUGUCAAGCAUGAGAUGGAAAACGCCAUCCAACUCUCAGUAAAACUGGAUGUUAAAGUGAAAAUUGGGCCAAGCUGGGGAGACCUGCAGGACCUGGAGCUCUGACACGAAGCUCUGCAGCUUUGGCAAGGGCCUGCAGCAGACCUGUGAGCAGCACCAUCCUCCUGUGUUCUGUUCUAGAGCUGCUGUUGCAAGCUGCUUUCUGAAACAUGUGGUGGAAGCUGGUAUGAAUCCACCAAAUCAAACCCUUCAAAGGUCAGACUGCACAGUGUACGAUGUGUUUACAGAACUGUGAAAUGAUCAGCCUCUAAGGCACAGUAUUUGAAUGAAUUCUGUUAAAAUAUGCUUGAUCUUGUAAUUUAAAAAAAACCCAAAGCCUAAUGAAUUUAUUACAUAUUAAAUGAGCUGGAUUAUUUAAUUAAAGCAAAGCACAAGGAUAAUUUGGCAGUUGUUGUGUGUAAUUUUGUCUAGGACAAAUAAAGAAUCAUUGUGUUUGCAGUUACUAUUGAAUUUUA
This is a messenger RNA of Apus apus (common swift), 8016 nucleotides long. RefSeq names its product DNA polymerase theta (gene POLQ). Gene Ontology annotation, molecular function: DNA binding; DNA-directed DNA polymerase activity; ATP binding. The record is from RefSeq and is a predicted model, not a curated record. The transcript has 29 exons. Lineage: Eukaryota; Metazoa; Chordata; Aves; Apodiformes; Apodidae. The coding region runs from base 98 to 7606 and encodes 2502 amino acids. Gene Ontology annotation, biological process: DNA-templated DNA replication; double-strand break repair via alternative nonhomologous end joining.